CCGCCACCCAAAUUGGGUGAGCGGCGAAGGGCAGCUGUUGCUGUUCUUCACCAUGGCCAGGGGAGACCGGGCAGGCAGCGUUUGCUUUUGCAGGCUUGCAAGGGGCCAGCGGCGUUGGGCGAAGCCUCUCGCAUCUUACUAAAGAAGAAUUAUUUUCCGUGCUUGGAUAAGGCACCAGACCUGCAUGGAGAAAAAGAUGGGAGAAGCCGUUGCCAGGGUAGCUAGAAAAGUGAAUGAAACUGUUGAAAGCAGAGCGGACUCUCUUGAUCUGGCAGACUGCAAGCUGAUGACCUUCCCCAUCGCCCUUUACAAAGUCAUGAGGCAUGUCACUGAAGGGAUACAUCUCAUCACUUUGGCCAAUAAUGAACUGAAGUCCGUGACGAGCAAAUUCAUCACCACCUUUAGCCAGCUGAGAGAACUGAAUCUGGAAGGGAAUUACAUUCAUCGCCUGCCAGAAGAGGUCCAGACUCUUUUCCAUCUGAAAGUCAUCAACCUUUCUAGAAACAAAUUUCGGCACUUUCCAGAGCAGCUGACUUCUUUGAAAGCUCUUGAAACCAUCAACCUAGAAGAAAAUGAAAUUGUGGAUGUGCCGGUUGAGAAGCUGGCCUCCAUGGAGUCUCUCCAGAGUGUGAACCUGAAGUCUAACCCACUCAGUGAGGAGGUUCGGGUGAUUGCCAGACCACUGAUCAAGUUUGACCUCCUGAUGUCUCCGGCUGUUCCCCACGUCUGAAAUGGGGAGGACUCAGAGGCAUAGCUGCAAUGCAGUUGUUAUGUGGUUGUAGUUUUGAAGGGAGAGGAAAUGCAGUGUGUGCUGAACUAGGACAGGCCUGCCAGCAUUCCCAAGCUGCACUGCGGCGUGCAUGAAGCUUCAUGGGCUUGCAGAGUGGCAGAAGGCAUGACGGGUUUUUUGCCAAAGGACGGCAGUUCUUGCUGAAAUUAAUCCUUGUUAAACUGUCAGCAUAUUGAAAGGUCAUCACACUUACCCCCGCACCCCAUUGUUGCCUUCUGAACUGUUAGGGAAGAACAACAUCUUUAAGGAGACAACUGUUAAUCUCUAGUCUGGUACUGCAAAGUUAUGGAUGGAAUACAGCAUUUCCCAUACCUUGUAGUCUGUCACUUAAGACAGGAGUGGCCAGCAGGAUGGUUGGGAGAGGGCCAGUCAAUUUUGGUAGCCUAGUUUACUUACCCUACAAAAUUUGAACCAGAAUCUGAUAGAAAUUUUGCACAGUUUCACUUCUGGUAAAAAGAUGACUGAAUUCAAAAGUUAUGAGAGGGACAGAGAUCAUCUCUCUUUCACGUAAAAAUCCAGGCAAUAGGUAUUGAUUCUUUUUAUUAUGAUGCCUGACCAGUGAUGAGGAAAUCAGGUACUGUGACAAAAUAAAUUUCUGGACCUCAGACUAUUGUCUGAAAAGUAGAAUCAACCUUGAAUAUAUAGAAGGAGACACCCUUGAUUUGGGGAUUUCAUAAACAUAGGAGUAUAAAUUCCUCACUGUGCCCUUUCAAAGUAAAUCUCUCUGAUAAAAUCUAUGACAUAUGAACAAACAUUGCCUUAAAUAUGUUGCAUUUCAGUCUGUGCUGGAUUCUUAUUCAGUAGCUUCUAGUUCAGUUCCAUAUGAAGACAUAAAGGGCUGAUCAUGGCCUUUGUAUAUCUCAAUCAUGUUCUCUCUUUAGCCAGGCCUUUAUGAAGAAAAGCCCUGAUUUUUAUAAACUCCCUGAAUUAAAGAGCUCCCAAUCCUUUUCCUGUCCUCCCUAACAUUUUCUACUUCUAAUUUGUAUUCUUUGUUGGAGUGGGGCAAUCCAAACUGUAGGUAUUAUUAAAAGUAUGGCAUGGAAUUGAUUGGAGGGGGAACAAAGAAGACUAGUUCCAAUAAUGAAUACAACAAAACCCACCAAAAUACAAAGAGUUAAAGCAAAAUGUUGUUUAGCACAAGAUCAUCUACAGAUUACAUAAAAUACAUACCUUAUAGGCAGCUGAAAUAAAUUCCUCUGAUGAAUUCUAUGUGAACUGAUAUUUGUGUGUGAACAAAUAUUUCCUUUUGUGUUUCAGUUUGCACUUGAUUUUAUUCAGUGUUAACAGUAUCAACCAAGUGUUCAGUACUCAACAUUUCGAUACAUCUGUUGAAGUCAAGGGCCUUAGGAGGGUAUUCUUGGGAGUGCACUGAAAAUAUCUUUCAAGGGCUCAAAUGAUUUCCUGUAAAUAGUUUCAGGUAGGUAGCUGUGUUGGUCUGCAGUAGAACAGCAAGAUUUCAGUCCAGUGGCAACUUAGAGACCAACACAUUUCUUGUAAAGUCUGAUCCAUUUCAACAAAAGAUCUUCUUUAAGAGCACUGUCCUGAUGAAAGUACAAUCAUCUAACAACAACAAUAACAGCAUUCAAUUUAUAUACCAUCCUUCAGGACAACUUAAUGCCCACUCAAAGUGGUUUACAAAGUGUGUUUAUUAUCCCCACAACAAUCACCCUAUUAGGUGGGUGGGGCUGAGAAAGCUCCUAGAAGCUGUGACUGACCCAAGGUCACCCAGCUGGCUUCAAGCAGAGGAGUGGGGAAUCAAACCCGGUUCUCUAGAUUGGAGUCCUGUUGCUCUUAACUACUGUACCAAACUGGUAAGUAAAAACUCAUAUAUCUAUAGAGGAAGAACGCUCCACUCCUAAAUACUCAGUGCCCUUUUAAUGUCAAUAAGUGCUUGUCAUCAAUGUUAUUCCCUUUUAUUACUUUGCACUUUGGUGGUUUGUGAGUGUGUGGGGGGGCAGGUAUUGAAUUACAUAAGGGCAAAAUGCCCAGCAAUAUGCUUGGAGGUGGGAUAUAUGGACAGAAGGCUUCUAAACUGCAAAGGCCCUUGAGGGUUGCAUUUCUGCUUGUCCUACACACAGUCACACAGUAUUUACUGCCAGUGAUAUCCUUUUAGGGUGACCAGGCCACCCACUGCAGAGGAUAAAUGCUGCAUUCCCAAAUGCAGCAUUUUUUUCUUUUAUAGUAAAAUAGUUGCCAUUCACUCAUCAUGGAAAAGUAAAGAAGCUGCCUCAGGGAUACCAUUAUGGCAGGAAUUUGUAAUCCCAGCUCUGGAGAAUCAAACCUUGCUUCUUGUUUGCAUAUUCCCACCUCCGCAGCAACCUAUCCGCAACCUUGGUUCUGUUUCUUGGUCAUGACAGAAUGUGACAUAACCCGGAAAGGUGGCUUUUAGAUAGAUACAUAAGUAAGUAUGGCCUGGAAAAUGUAAGCUGCCGGAUGUUCCAAGAAGCAGUCUCUUUCGUUGGAAAAUGCUUUCUUUCCGCAUAACCAAACAAGUAUGAAAUUAUCCUCAUUCAAAAGAAACCCUCUGCUGAAAUUUGUGGAAAGGGAGGGUUGUACUUUGUGGGAGCUGUGAUCAGUUGAACAGCUCUGUGCAGCAGUAAUAGAAUUGCUGGGGGGGGGGGAGAGACAUGGCAGUGGAAAACUACCAGAUUCAUUCAUCUAUUGUUCACAGAGAGAGCAGUGACAGAGCACUUGUGUGCAGAGCAUUGAUGCUUAUGGAUUGUUUUGUUUUUUAAAAAAAUCCUUUUGCUGUGGUUGUUUGUUUGUCUUUAAAAAGCCUUUUCUAGUGCUCCAUGGACUCAUGUCAUGGGUCUGAUUAACUAACACCCUGGCCUGCCCCAGGGUCUGAGCUUGCUGGCUGCUACACAACUUGGGAUUUCUUUUGUUUUCUUUCUUCAGCCUUAUAUUCUUGGAGAACUCUGUGAGUGUGUGUUUCUAUGUGAUUGACAGGCUACAAUGACCUGUCACUUUGACAAAUAAAGAGUCUGAACGUUUUAAAGUC
Messenger RNA from Eublepharis macularius, 3791 nucleotides. It is a transcript of the gene LRRC20, whose product is annotated as leucine rich repeat containing 20. The coding region runs from base 185 to 730 and encodes 181 amino acids. Lineage: Eukaryota; Metazoa; Chordata; Lepidosauria; Squamata; Eublepharidae. The transcript has 5 exons. Gene Ontology annotation, molecular function: protein binding. The record is from RefSeq and is a predicted model, not a curated record.